GACUCUCUAUACUGAAUGGUUGUUGUUUCUCAUCUCAUGUUUAACUAUCUUUACCAAACAAAAUGAAGGAUCUGAUGAUGUUAAUCAAGUCUUCCCCUUUUGCGGAAGUUCAAAGCAUUAUUAUAUACUGCAAAUUUCAGUAUGAAACUGAUUUGAUAAGCAAAUACUUAAGCGACAACAAUAUUCAAGCAAUGAGUUACCACAGUGGUAUACCCUUAAAGGAUCGAAGUCGUAUUCAGGAAUCAUUUUGUUCCAACAAGAUAAGAGUGGUUAUCCAUUACACUUUACCAGAAAGCUUGGAAGAGUAUGUUCAGGAGAUUGGACGUGCUGAACUCGAUGGUAGAUUAUCUUAUUGCCAUCUCUUUUUUAAUGAUAGCACAUAUUUUAAAAUUCGUAGUCUAACAUACAGUGAUGGUGUAGAUGAAUAUGCAGUCAGCAGAUUCCUCUCUGAAGUUUUUACUAAUGAAUUGGAUUCACAUGGGAAAAUUUGCUCUUUAGUCAAAGAGCCUGCAUCGCGUAAAUUUGAUAUGAAAAAAGAGGUGAUGCUGACCAUUCUAACACAUUUGGAGUUGGGUGAAGUGCAGUACUUGCGUCUGCUUCCACAAACAAAUGUAACCUGCACCAUAAAUUUCCAUCAGGAGACAGUUCAGUUGCUUCUUUUUCAAAUGUGGAAGUUUCUGCUUCUUUUGGGAACGGUGAAGACUUCCAAAAUGCAAGGAGUAUCUCAGAUCGAGAAGAGCGUUCUACAUUAGAGGAAGAUACAUUGCCAAAUUCUGUUGUUGAUAGGGUGAAUGUUGUAGAGGUUCCCAAUCAGAGCUCAUUGGAUACAAUAUCAGAAAUAGAAACUGAAAAUGGUCAUCUGGGUAUGCCUGGUUCUGAGUCUGAUGUUGGUUCCCCAGAUACAAGGAGCACCAUAGAUGAGUUACCAGAGCCUUCUGUUGCUACUGCAUUUGAUAAGGAUAUAACUGCUUCAGUUGCAGAGCAUGACACCUCGAAUGGUUGGAACUAAAAUGUGUAGUGGGAGUAGUGGGUUAUUCCUGUAUUAUGUAUGAAAUUAAAUUAUUGACGUUGGAUUAGACUUGGUUCUUAUGGAAUUUGUAAUAUAUAUAUAAUUGGACGUUCAAUAUUAAUUUUUUGGAUGGU
Molecule: messenger RNA, 1143 nt
Organism: Camellia sinensis
Lineage: Eukaryota; Viridiplantae; Streptophyta; Magnoliopsida; Ericales; Theaceae
Source: RefSeq, a predicted model, not a curated record